AUGGACUCCCGCUCGCACACCAACGGCGGCGGCGCGAACCUGCCUUUCAGCAAUGACUACACCAACAGCUUCGCCAGCUCUGCCUCCCAAUCCACGGCCCGGCCCAUUGUCGCCUCGCACCACCACCAAGACCGGCCGACCACCUCCGGCAGCAGCUACCUGUCGACGUCGUACGCCCGCACCCCGGCCCGCUCCUUCAUCCACCAGGCCUCUCAUGGCGCUAUAGACACGCCUGCCUACUCCUCGCAGGGCGUCCGCGACAAGACCCAGGAACUCUCCAUGCACGCCCUCGCCGACCCCCCGAGCUCCUUCCCUUCUGCCUCCCUGCUCUCGCAGUACAGGCCUACCUCGAGCUCGCGCAGCCGCGGAGCUACCUCCAUUGACGCGAGACCUGACACUGCCACCGCAGAGGAGAGAGAACAUGACCGCCGAGACUCGUAUGAUGCCGCGUCGCCGGCUAUUAGGGAGCUGCCGGAGCCCAGCUCGCCCGAGAGCAUAGCGGCGUCUAACGACAUCCCUUCCCCUUCAUCCUCCUCCGAUGACGACGAACAACUGCUGCAAAGCGCGACCGAGAGCUCAGCGCUCCUGCCGCGGAGCAGAGGCAAGCGGUACGGUACCGCCGCCGCCGCCGCGGCGGACGUCGAGAGCCAGCGGGAAUGGGGAAGCAGCAGCGGCGGCGGGUGGGCAGCGCAGCCGCGCUUGCUCUACCACGCCGUGACGCGCCGUGUGCAUGCGGGUGUGGAGCGUGUGCGCGGGGCAGCAAAUCCAAAGAGCUGGGAUCGCGAGACUGUGCUGCGGGCGGCGGUAAUUGAUCCCGCGAGGAGCUUACCCGCCGUGUUUUUGGGUUUGUUGUUGAAUGUGCUUGAUGGUUUGUCUUAUGGUAUUAUAUUGUUUCCAUUGGGAGAGCCGAUUUUCGAAAAGCUGGGGAUUGAUGGAUUGUCCAUUUUCUUCGUCAGCUGCGUGGUGGCCCAGCUGGUCUACUCCCUAGGCGGGUCGACGUUUAAGGGUGCGGUGGGCUCCGAAAUGAUCGAAGUCGUACCGUUCUUCCACAAGAUGACCUACGUGAUCAUGGGCCGCAUGGGAUCAGAUGCAGACCCACGCGCCAUCAUUGCCACGGUCGUGCUCGCGUACGCCGUCAGCUCCAUUAUCACGGGCCUGAUCUUCCUGGCGCUCGGCCUGUUCAAGCUGGGAAACCUGGUCAGUUUCUUCCCGCGCAAUAUCCUCAAUGGCUGCAUCGGCGGCGUGGGCUUCUUCCUCUUCGUCACGGGCAUCGAGGUCUCUGCCCGCUUGGAGGGCAACUUGGAGUACAACUUCGCGACGCUCAAGGAGCUCUUCCAAGCCGAUACCGUCGCGCUGUGGCUCACGCCGCUUGUGCUCGCGGUCGUGUUCAUGGUGAUCAAGCACUUUUAUGACCACCCCGCGCUCAUGCCGACGUACAUCAUCGUCAUGACGGCCGUGUUCCACAUCGUUGUAGCUGCGGUGUCUCGCUUCGACUUGGACAAGGCGCGCGACGCAGGGUGGGUGUUUGAGAAGCCCGAGUCGGGAGUGCCCUUCUAUCAUUUCUACACGCUGUACGACUUCAGCAUCGUGGACUGGUCUGCGCUGUUCCGUACUCUACCAACCAUGUUCGCGCUCUCCUUCUUCGGCAUCAUCCACGUGCCCAUCAAUGUGCCGGCGCUGGCUCUCUCGGCCAAGGAAGACGACGUCAACAUCAAUCGCGAGCUCGUCGCCCACGGCCUCUCAAACGCCCUCUCCGGAUUUGUCGGUUCCAUCCAGAACUACCUCGUCUACGUCAACAGCGUCAUGUUCAUGGACCACGGCGGCAAUAGUCGUGGCGCUGGUCUGCUGCUUGCUGCCGCUACUACCGGUGUCUGGAUGGCUGGGCCUGGCCUAAUUGGCUACGUCCCCAUUAUGGUUGUCGGCACGCUCAUCUUCUACCUUGGCAUUGACCUGCUCAAGGAGGCUCUCUGGGAUACUCUUGGCAAGCUGCGCUGGCUCGAGUAUCUCACUAUCGUCAUCAUCGUUCUUGUCAUGGGAAUCUACGACUUCGUCUGGGGCGUGCUGGUGGGUAUUGUUCUUGCGUGCCUCAUCUAUGUCGUCCAGACGUCGCGCACCCCUGUCAUUCGCUCCACCUACACAGGCACUAUUGCCCAGUCUACUGUGCGCCGUCCGCCGCUGCACCAGCGGUAUCUGCAUGAGGUCGGCCAGCAGAUCUAUGUCGCCAAGAUUGCGGGUUAUCUCUUCUUUGGCACCAUUGUCUCUGUAGAGAACGAGGUCAAGAAGCUCGUCGACGAGGAGCAGUACAAUAAGCGCCCAAUACGGUAUAUUGUGCUGGACCUCAUGCAUGUCAUCGGCAUGGACUACUCUGCUGCAGAAGUCCUUGUCCGUCUGAACCGCAUUAUGCAUCGCAGGAACGUCAGUCUGGUUAUUUCGAGCGUGAGCUUGAACGACGAUGUAGGCCAGGGUCUGGUCAUGGUAGGCCUGUUCAAGUCUGCGGAGAGCAACGACGAGCAUUGCCCGCCUCCGAAGCGAUUCGAAACACUGAAUAAAGCGCUGGAGAGUUGCGAGAACGAACUGCUGGAAACACUGCAUCAGCGCACAAGGGCCGUGGGCUCACCGAAGGAGACGGCAUCGCCUGUCUCGAUAUCGCCCCAGAGAGAGGCAGCGCAGAAUCCGUUCGACACAGGUGCCUUCAACUCCCCGCGGCGCGGUCUCUUGCAGCACGCGGCCACGAUGGCACUGCAGGAGCAAGGCCAGGGUAAUGUGACGGUCGACGAAAACACCAACAUGUUGACGCCAGACAAGUGGAAGAACUUUGCGCAGCCGAUUCCUCUGAUGCUGCUCACAUUCCAAGACCUGUCAGACAAGGAUAUCGACUUCUGGCACCGGGCGGUGCCGUACUUCCAGCGGCGCGAGUAUGCCGCGGGGACGGUUCUGUACUCGCGGGGCGACGAACCGGACGGUUUUUACAUCGUCGAGCGGGGCAGCCUGCGCGCCGACUACCAUCUGGAGCAGGGUCAGUACUACGAGUCGAUCCAGGCGGGCACGACAUGCGGCGAGCUACCCUUUUUCUCGGAGACGGACCGGACGGGCAAUGUGGCGGCGGAGGCGGACACGGUCGCGUGGCUCCUGACGCGCGAGCAGUGGAAGCAAUUGGAGAAGGCGCAGCCGGAGGUGGCGAGUGAGUUGUUGCGCAUCUGCUUGAAGCUGACGAGCGAGCGCAUGAAUGCCAUCACAUCGUAA
This is a messenger RNA of Aplosporella prunicola CBS 121167, 3243 nucleotides long. RefSeq lists its product as uncharacterized. The transcript is spliced from 5 exons. The record is from RefSeq and is a predicted model, not a curated record. NCBI's taxonomy places the organism in Eukaryota, Fungi, Ascomycota, Dothideomycetes, Botryosphaeriales, Aplosporellaceae. Gene Ontology annotation, cellular component: membrane. The coding region runs from base 1 to 3243 and encodes 1080 amino acids.